This is a messenger RNA of Meloidogyne enterolobii, 2115 nucleotides long. The record is from the annotation of a GenBank genome assembly. NCBI's taxonomy places the organism in Eukaryota, Metazoa, Nematoda, Chromadorea, Rhabditida, Meloidogynidae.
AUGCAAUUAUACAUUGUCCCUCGCUUCAAGCAACGCUACACCUUCUUUUGCCCUGAUAUUACUUCAAUUAUUUCUACGCUUGAUUUUUUAAGAGUUUCUGAUAUUUUAGUCAUUUUAUGGCCAAUUGAAACAACAAAUUUACAUAUUGCACAUAGUCGCUUAUUGGAUGUUAUUACUGCACAUGGAUUCCCACCAACAUUUAAUUUGGUCUUAACACUUCCCGCUUCUGGAAAACAACGUGAUUCAACACGAAAAGCGCUUGAGAAGCUUAUGGCGCCUUGGGCAAAAGACUCUCGAAUCUACGAUUUACAAGGCGGCAGUCCUCUUCAAAUUCUUCGACAAAUUUCCACUGCACGCAAGAUCCGCUCGAAUCUACAAAAAUUGAAGCCUUACUUAAUUGCUGAAAAUGUUCAAAUAAUUAAAACUGAAGUUAAUUCAGAUUCUUUCUCCCUUCUCAUUUCUGGUUAUUUAAAUGGUGCUCCUUUAAAUGUUAAUGGGUUGGUUCAUAUUUCUGGUUGUGGUGAUUUCCAAUUGAGUCAAGUUGUAUUUGAGAAUGAUCCGCAUCCAUUAAAACAAUCCAAGAAGGCGGAAUCAAUGGAAAUACUCAGAGCUAUUAAAACCGAUCCUUUGAAGCAAACACAGCUUGAUAGUGAGAUUAUUCAGGAUCCGAUGAAUAUUGAUCAACCGGAAAUGGAUGAAAAUGAAGAAAAAUGUACUAAAUAUUUCUUUAUAAUUAUUAAAAAAAUUUCAGUCGCAGUUCCGAAGGUAAAGCUUCCAGAAGGGACUUCAGAGUACCAGGCUAGUUGGUUAAUCGAUGAUGAUUAUGACGAGGAUAAUGAUGAGGAGGAAGAAUCUGAUAAGAGUGAUUCUGUCGAAGACGAAGACUAUGGAAACGACUUGCAUGGAACGGAAAAUGGUUUCUGUGCACAAAUGGAGGAUGAAAAUUUUUCUCAAAAUGGAGAAGGUGAUUCUCAUUCUGUCGUUGAGAGUGCCACAAUGGACGAAUCAAUAGAUUUGAACGACAUUGAUAUUAAUGAUGAUCAUCAGAAAGAGUUAUUUAAAAAAGAACGUGAAAAUCGUCAAUGGCCUGAUGAAGUUGAGGCUCCUGAGGGAAUGAGUGCACGUGAUAGGUUUAAACGUUAUCGAGGACUGAAAAGUUUUAGAACAAGUCCAUGGGAUCCAAAAGAGAAUUUAACAAAGGAUUAUGCACGGAUCUAUAAAAUUUUAAAUUUCAAAAGAACGAGGAAACUUGCGCUUGAGGCAGCAAAACAAUCGUUUCAGUCAGCUGAUGAGUGUGACGAACAGUUUUGUACUCCCGGUGCCUACAUUACAUUGUAUGUCAAAGAUGUGCCCCGUUCAUAUGAAACCCAUAUUUCUUCCACACAAUCUCCUUUAAUUGUUUUUGGUCUACUCAAAAAUGAACAUAGAAUGUCUACCUUAAAUAUGAUUUUACAUCGAUAUCCACCAUUCAAUAAACCUGUCAAGAAUAAGGAAGAAUUACUCUUUCAAGUUGGAUGUCGUCUUUUUACUGCAAAUCCUGUAUUUUCACAACAUACAAAUGGGCAGAAGUUUAAGAUGGAACGUUUUAUGCCUUCAUCUGGAGCAUUUUGUGCCACUGUUUUUGCUCCAAUCACCUUUCCACCCUCAAAUGUUUUAGUUUUCCGGCAAUGUUCCCCUGAAAAACUUCAAUUAAUUGCAAAAGGAAUUGUUCUUGAUUCAAAUCCUGACAGAAUUAUUCUCAAACGAGUGCGACUCUCCGGUCAUCCAUUCAAAGUAAAUAAACGGACAGCAGUUGUGAGAUAUAUGUUCUUUAAUAGAGAAGAUAUAGAGUGGUUUAAACCCGUUGAGUUAUACACACAUAGUGGAAGGCAUGGACGCAUUAAACAACCAUUAGGUACUCAUGGCUUGAUGAAAUGUGUUUUUGAUCGUCCAUUGAGUGUGCAAGAUUCAGUUUUAAUGAAUUUAUACAAAAGAGUUUUUCCAAAAUGGACAUAUAAUGCCGAAACUAGAGGAAAACAAUUUUGCAUUUCUGAUGAAGCAGAUGAUAUAUUAGAAGAAGAAUGGACAGGAAAGAAGGACAAAGUAAGAUGGGAUGAAUUUAUGGAUGAUGAAUAA